This is a messenger RNA of Penicillium arizonense, 504 nucleotides long. RefSeq lists its product as uncharacterized. Bases 1 to 504 code for a protein of 167 amino acids. The record is from RefSeq and is a predicted model, not a curated record. The transcript has a single exon. Lineage: Eukaryota; Fungi; Ascomycota; Eurotiomycetes; Eurotiales; Aspergillaceae.
AUGAGCGAAAGAUGGUACGCGGUGCUUAAGGCAAGUUCGGGGACCAGCCUCCAGCAACGCAUUUUCCAGACAAAUGAAUCAGUCGUCGACAUAUCAAACUUCACUUCCAUUUCCAUCUUUGAAUCUUUCUUCCUUUCUCCAUUCUUCCACCUUUCACGUUUCAUCGUGCCUUCACUAUGGAACCAUUCUCAACUGCCCUCCCUAAGCCAAGCACCACAGCUACCCUGGGUCGGUAAUGGCACUUCAUCAGUCGUCAGACAAGUCUCCGCUUCAGUGGUAGUCAAGGUACCUCAUGUCGAGCCAGGCAGAUUAACCGGGUGUCAACUUGAGACCGAGGCUGCAAUCUACGAGCGAUUCGGACCGCACCCCAACAUCACCAGGUUCAUCGCCUCCAAAGACGGCAAUAAUGUAACAUAUGAAUAUUAUAUUCAAGAUUACAGACAAUCUAUGUACAAAAUCAGUACUCCUAGUCCACACUCCAGUGAACAACCUGCUGAACCCUAA